This is a messenger RNA of Microplitis mediator, 633 nucleotides long. RefSeq lists its product as uncharacterized. The annotation marks the transcript as partial. Lineage: Eukaryota; Metazoa; Arthropoda; Insecta; Hymenoptera; Braconidae. The transcript is spliced from 2 exons. The record is from RefSeq and is a predicted model, not a curated record.
AAUAAUAAUAAUAAUAAUAAUAAUAAUAAUAAUAAUAAUAAUAAUAAUAAUAAUAAUAAUAAUAAUAAUAAUAAUAAUAAUAAUAAUAAUAAUAAUAAUAAUAAUAAUAAUAAUAAUAAUAAUAAUAGAGCACUCAAAAACACGUCCUUACACAAUAAUAAUAAUAAUAAUAAUAAUAAUAAUAAUAAUAAUAAUAAUAAUAAUAAUAAUAAUAAUAAUAAUAAUAAUAAUAAUAAUAAUAAUAAUAAUAAUAAUAAUAAUAAUAAUAAUAAUAAUAAUAAUAAUAAUAAUAAUAAUAAUAAUAAUAAUAAUAAUAAUAAUAAUAAUAAUAAUAAUAAUAAUAAUAAUAAUAAUAAUAAUAAUAAUAAUAAUAAUAAUAAUAAUAAUAAUAAUAAUAAUAAUAAUAAUAAUAAUAAUAAUAAUAAUAAUAAUAAUAAUAAUAAUAAUAAUAAUAAUAAUAAUAAUAAUAAUAAUAAUAAUAAUAAUAAUAAUAAUAAUAAUAAUAAUAAUAAUAAUAAUAAUAAUAAUAAUAAUAAUAAUAAUAAUAAUAAUAAUAAUAAUAAUAAUAAUAAUAAUAAUAAUAAUAAUAAUAAACGCCCACGGUGCAUGUUGUGCGGCCAGCGGAGAUUUUGA